AUGGCUAUCGAGAAAUCUCUCUCCGAGAACAUCAAGGGCGACAUCGUCACCGCGGACCACCCAGAGUACCCUGCUGCCAUUGCGCGAUGGGCCACGAACGCCGCACGCAAGGCCAAGGUGGUAGUAUUCGUGAAGGACCCGGAGGACGUCGCAGCAGCUUUGAAGCAUGCCCGUGAAAACAACCUGCCUGUAGCCAUCCGAGGGGGUGGACAUAACGCUGCUGGGGCUUCGUCUGUGUCAGAUGGUAUGGUUAUCGACCUGUCUCGGUAUCUGAACAAAGUUCGGGUCGAUCCUGAUAACAGAAGGGGCUACGUCGGCGGCGGGUGUGUUUGGAAGGACGUCGAUACAGAGGCCAUCAAGUAUGGACUAGCGACCGUAGGAGGAACAGUCAAUCAUACCGGUGUAGCUGGUUUGGCCCUUGGAGGAGGGUAUGGGUGGCUUAGUGGAAAGUAUGGCCUCGCAACGGAUAACCUUCGUCAGGCUACCGUAGUCACAGCCAACGGUCAAAUACUGACCGCCAAUGAGACCCAAAAUUCGGAUCUCUUUUGGGCUAUUCGAGGGGGCGGGUGCAACUUUGGCGUCGUCACAGAGUUUGUAUUUGAGCUGUACCCCCAGCGCGCGACCGUCUUUGGCGGUUUCCUGGUUUUCGCUCCACCUGCCUUGGAAAGUAUAAUUAAGGCCACGAAGGUCUGGUGGCCAACUGCCAGGGAAAAAUCCGGCAUGUGCCAGAUCUUGACGGUUGGACCUGACGGAAGGACUGUGGUAGUUCUUCUCCUAUUUUUCAACGGUUCCGAGGAGGAAGGAAGAGAAGAGUUCAAUGAGUUCUACAAGCUCGGGCCAAUCAUUGCCGAUAUGGCAAAAGAGAUACCAUUUGAGGAACUCAAUGGGUUACAAAACGACAUGUCGGAGCACGGCAAAGGCCAAUAUCUUAAGGGUGUCUCCCAAAAAUCGCCAGAUUAUCCCUCCAUGAAAAAGAUCAUGGACAAAAUGGAUGGCAUCGCUCAAAAGAAGUUUAUACCUGCCGUCAUCUACGAAUAUUUCCCAUUGCACAAGGUCAACUCUGUCCCCGUACAUGCCACCGCCUUCCGCCGUGAGACCACGCCAAACGUUUUGCUUAACUUUACCUGGGAGGGAGACAAGGACCGCACGGACGAAGCCCGAGCACUUGCCAAGGAUAUCAUCGACGAUGUAGUUGCAGGGCAGGUUGGGCUUUCGAAUUCGGAAAAAUUCGGCUAUACCAACUACGACACGGAUGUCGCUCAGAUCGACGUGCUCAGCAGUGCCGGGGACACGGACAGGUCGAAGAUGGCGUUCGCAUCUAAUUACCCCAGGCUCCAGAAGCUAAAAAAGCAGUAUGAUCCAGAGAACACCUUCAAUCGUUGGUUCCCCAUUACCCCCGCAUGA
This is a messenger RNA of Coprinopsis cinerea okayama7#130, 1404 nucleotides long. Its product is annotated as FAD binding domain-containing protein. The transcript is spliced from 8 exons. The record is from RefSeq and is a predicted model, not a curated record. NCBI's taxonomy places the organism in Eukaryota, Fungi, Basidiomycota, Agaricomycetes, Agaricales, Psathyrellaceae. The coding region runs from base 1 to 1404 and encodes 467 amino acids. Gene Ontology annotation, molecular function: FAD binding; oxidoreductase activity.